AUUUUGGUCUAAUAAACUUAUGGGCAAAUUGUCAGCCUUUAUUUAUUUAUUUGAGUCUAAUAAUUCAAGGCCUUUGUUUAGCCUUUGCUUAGAGUCCAAGAGAGAGUCAGCCUCUUUAUGUUUAGGCCUUAUUGCUUUAGAGUCCAAGAAGAGUCCAUGUUGUUUUUGUUUCAAGUCCCCUAGAAGGGCAUAACUGCGGGUAUUUAAUCCCCACCAUAAGCAGCUUUGUAUUUUUUUUAGUUCAUGAAAUAUAUGAGUUAGUUUGCCCCUAGAGGAAAGAAAACCCUAAGCCUUCUAGUUGUGAGAAACGGCCAGGAGCAAUCUCGGAUCUUAUCAAGCUCUCUUCCAUCCAGCUUGUGGCGAUUCUUCAUUUCCCUUUCAUCCACCGAUCUUGCUUGAGAGAGACACACGUCCAGCAACAAGGAUCCAUCCGCCAUCUCUAUCAAUUCUUCUCUUUUAUUCAUCUUCUUUUCAUCGAGUUUUGCAUCUAAAAAUCUCAUAAAAAUCAUAUCUGUUUCUGUCCAGUAUUUUUCAUUCAGUUUAUAUUCUCUGUUUCCAUUUUAAACUCAAGAAAAACUCAUAAAAAUCUCUCUUUGUUUCAGGUACACGUCGCCGGCCAAUCUCCAUCUAACCGGCCGCCUCUUCAGAUCCGCCUCUAGCCCUGUCCAGACCCCUGCCCACAACAUUUUGGUAUCAGAGCCUAAGGCUCCUGAAACACUCGGUUGAAUCUUCUCUUUUUGUUAUCUUGUUAUCGUUUUUGUGUUCAUCAUUUGUUGCAUUAGAAAAUUUCAAAAAAAAAAGUAUUGCAUUGUUCUUGCUGUUCUUGGCGUGUUCAUCACUGUUCUUGUUGCAUUCUUGUAGAUCAUUUUCGUGCAUCACUUCAGUUAGUCAACCUGUUUCUGUGAUUGAUCGAUUUUACUUUCCUUAUUUGGAGUUUGAUUGAUUAAUUUGCAUUAAUUUGGAUUGGAAUUGCAUAAAUCAUUUAGGAUUGAUUAGUUGCAUUCAUUUCUGAUUAGGAUCUCAUUUAUUCUGAUUAGCUUGCAUUCAUUUUCGGAUUUCAAUCAUCAAUCAAUUUUUAAAAAAAUUCAACUUUCCUUUUCAAAUUUAUUUCGAACUUAAUUUUUUUUAAAAAACUCAACUUUCCUUUUUAAGUUUAAUUCGAAAUUAAUUUUCUAAAAAAAAAAAUCAAUUAUCAUUUGCAAUUAGUUUGAUUGUUUCUUUUUUCUUCUAUUCUUUUAAGUCUUUCUUUCUUUUCUUACUUCAUUCCAAUUCCUUUUGCACUUGAUCUUUUUCUUUCUUGUCUACAGAAAAGACAUGGGAGAUAUCAAUGCUAAUGGUGUCCAAAAUCAGGCUGAUGUUAAUGCCCAACUACAAGCCUUACAAGCCGGACAAGCUCAGCUCACGAAAACUAUGAAUGCUAUGUUCGCCCAACUGAACCGACUGGGACAAGGAAACCGUCCCAAUGCCCGACCGGCUGCAAGGAGAUUCGGCCCUUACCUAGAACGUCCGCAAUCCCAAUCAGAAGGUGAUGACUCCGACUAUGAGCCUCCUGAUCGAGGAGAUGAAGGCCGAGCCGCACGAGGUGGGAGGCGAGAGUAUCGGAUCCAAGGAGAUGGGAGUCCUAUCCGGAGGAGAAAUGGGAGUCCGAACCGGAGAAGAGACGGAAGCCCAAACCAAAGACGAGGUCGAGACCGGGACGAGGAGGACGACCGUCGAGUAGGCAAGGAUCUUAAGUUGAUUCCGCCCACGUUCGCGGGUAAGGUUGAUCCAGACGCCUACAUCACUUGGGAAAAGCGCAUGGAGUAUAUCUUCGACUACUAUAACUACUCUGAAGCAAAGAAUAUAGCUCUGGCCGCGGCCCAACUAACUGAUAAUGCCUUGUCUUGGAGGGACCGAGAUGUUGCUAAGACUGGUCCAACAUAGCGAGCACAAAAUUGGACCGAGAUGCAAACCAAACUCCGAGGCAGGUACAUUCCUUCUUAUUAUCAACGAGAUCUACUGAAACGUUUUCGCAAGUUGUCUCAGGGAACUAAAUCAGUGGAGGAGUACUUUGAGGAGUUCGAGUCUCUCUGGAAUAAACUGGACGUUGAUGAGCCUGAAGCGUCCCUCAUGGCCCAGUUCCUAGAAGGGUUGCACGAUCGGAUCGCUUGCAAGGUAGAACGGCAGCCGUACGAGGACUUCAACGAUUUGCUACACUUUGCCGUUCAAGCCGAGGCCCAUAUCAAAUGCAAGAGCGCGACCACCAGCCAUAGUAAAUCCGCGUGGUCUCAAUCAGCUUCCAAAGGCACUGAUAAGAAAAAGUCCAUUGAAGUGGAAAGCCGGUUCAAGAAGAGCCAGACUGAACAGUCCAAAACUGGACAAACCGAACAGGUUAAGACUCAAGUUCAAAAUCAACGUGUCGUGAUAUUACUUGUUAUAAAUGUCAGGGGAAAGGAAAUUAUGCUCGAGAUUGCUCAAACAAACGAGUAAUGGUCCUCAAAGCUGAUGGAGGGUAUGAAUCACAAGAUGAGGCCGAGUUGGUACUUGAUGCAUCUGAUGAAGAGGUGGUUGAUUACGCUGAGGCCAGUGAACUACUGGUAACCAGACGUUCCCUCAGUGUCCUUUUUGAUCCCGAGACCAUCCAAAGAGAAAACAUCUUUCAUACAAGAUGUAGCGUGGAACAAAAGGUAUGUAGUCUAAUCAUAGAUGGUGGUUCUUGUACUAACGUGGCCAGCAAGUACCUUGUUGAUAAGCUAGGUAUGACCAAAACUCCCCAUCUGCGACCAUACCGACUCAAGUGGCUCAAUGAUAAGACUGAGCUCAAGAUAUUCGAACAAGUUGUUGUGCCCUUCAGAAUUGGUAAGUAUCAUGAUCAGGUCAAGUGCGAUGUUGUCCCCAUGCAAGCCGGCCACAUCCUCCUAGGAUGGCCAUGGCAGUUUGACAAGGAGACUAUCCAUCACGGCCGGACCAACAUCUACAGCUUCACACACAACAACAAGAAGCAUAACCCGGCACCCCUCAGCCCCCAAGAGGUUCAUGACAUGCAGAAAGCAAUGGACCAAGCCGGCAAGGUAAGUAAGGCUAACAUAUACCUUACUUCUGGCCAAGUGCUUAAAUCUUUACACAAUGAGACACAGGUGCUACUAAUGAUCUUUAAGGAAGGUUGUUUUGCAGGGUUUGAGGUCCAAGAGUUACCAUCUGGAAUACAAGAACUCAUGGAACGUUAUAAGGAUGUCUUCCCAGAUGACGUACCAGCCGGGCUACCCCCUAUCCGUGGCAUAGAACACCAGGUCGAUCUCGUGCCAGGGGCGCCUCUACCAAACCGAGCCGCUUACCAUGUUAAUCCUGAAGAAGCCAAGGAGUUGGAAAGGCAGGUCCAAGAGCUCAUGGACAAAGGCUACAUUCGGGAAAGCCUCAGCCCAUGUGCGGUGCCAGUUUUAUUAGUUCCCAAGAAGGACGGUACAUGGCGCAUGUGUGUGGACUGCCGAGCUAUCAACAACAUAACCAUCAAAUAUCGGUACCAAUACCUAGAUUAGAUGAUAUGUUGGAUGAACUAAGUGGAUCUACUGUGUUUUCUAAGAUUGAUCUCAGGAGUGGAUACCACCAAGUUUGCAUGAAGGAAGGUGACGAGUGGAAAACCACCUUCAAGACAAAACAAGGUUUGUAUGAGUGGCUAGUAAUGCCAUUUGGCCUCACCAACGACCCUAGCACCUUCAUGAGGCUCAUGAACCAGGUUUUAAGACCCUACAUCAGUAAGUUUGUGGUCGUGUAUUUUGAUGAUAUAUUGAUUUACAGUCAGUGCUUAUCCGACCAUGUUGAUCAUUUAGAACAGGUGCUGAAAGCUUUGAGGCAAGAAGGACUUUAUGCUAACCUAAAGAAAUGUGUGUUUUGCACUGAUCAAGUUGUAUUUCUAGGUUUUGUUGUGAGUUCGCAGGGACUUAAGGUUGAUGAAGAAAAGAUCAAAGCGAUACAAAAAUGGUCAACACCAACCACGAUCGGACAUGUCCGCAGCUUCCACGGUCUGGCCAGUUUCUAUCGACGAUUUGUCAAGGACUUCAGCACCAUUGCUGCUCCCAUGACAUCCGUGAUCAAGAAGAACGUAUCCUUUAUCUGGGGUCUGGCCCAAGAAGAAUCUUUUAACAAGCUUAAGUUUAGUUUGACUCAUGCACUGGUCCUUACUCUUCCUAACUUCGAUAAGACCUUUGAGAUUGAAUGUGAUGCAUCAGGUACCGGAAUAGGAGCUGUCCUAACCCAGGGAGGCCGGCCAAUAGCCUUCUUUAGUGAGAAAUUGAGUGGAGUUGCCCUCAAUUAUCCCACCUAUGAUAAAGAGCUCUAUGCUCUACUGAGAUCUCUUGAAACUUGGCAACAUUAUCUUUUGUCUAAGGAGUUUGUCAUUCAAACAGAUCAUGAGACCCUUAAACAUUUGAGAGGUCAAACUACACUCAAAAGGAGACAUGCCAGGUGGUUGGAGUUCGUAGAGACAUUUACCUAUGUGAUCAAAUACAAGAAGGGAAAGGACAAUGUCGUGGCCGAUGCCCUAUCCAGGCGCCACACUCUCAUCACCACCAUGGAGGCUAACAUUAUGGGUUUUGAACAUAUUAAGAAUGCUUAUGCUACUACCCUGAUUUUUCAGAACUCUAUUGCAGUACCACCAAGGGCGCUAUAGGACCAUUCUACCAACAUGAUGGGUUCCUGUUCAAGGAGAAAAGGCUUUUCAUGAGGGAAUUACUGACCAGAGAGGCACACGGUGGAGGCAUGAUGGUGCACUUUGGUCGGACCAAAACUCUAGACGUCCUCACCGACCACUUCUAUUGGCCGAGAAUGAGACGAUAUGUUGAGAAUCUAUGCGCCAAAUGCACUGUCUGCCUAAAAACUAAGCCAAGAUCUCCCCUUCAUGGUUUACAUAUGCCUUUACCUAUACCUAACGCACCUUGGAUGGAUAUAUCUAUGGACUUUGUGUUGGGCUUGCCCAAGAUAGAACACAAAGACUCCAUUUUUGUUGUGGUUGACAGGUUUUCCAGGAUAGCACACUUUAUACCACGUGACAAGACUAACGAUGCUAGCAAGACCGCCGAUCUGUUCUUCAAAGAAGUGGUGCGUCUACAUGGAGUACACAGAACCAUUGUGUCCGACCGCGACACAAAGUUCCUCAGCCAUUUUUGGCGGAUGCUGUGGAAGAAACUUGGUACCAAGCUUAUAUUUUCUACCACGUGCCACCCACAGACUGAUGGUCAAACCGAGGUAGUAAACCGUACACUCUCUCAGCUGUUAAGAGCUACGGUGGGUAAGAAUUUAAGGAAUUGGUUGAGUUGCUUUCCUUUCAUUGAAUUUGCUUAUAAUCAUGCAAAGCACUCCAUUACUAACCAAUCCCCUUUUGAGGUUGUUUAUGGCUUUAACCCAGAGAUUCCGUUGGACUUCAAGCCAUUACCACCAGACAUGCAAGUUAGUCAAAUUGGUGCAUCCCGUGCUGAGUUUGUUAAGACGAUGCACCAGCAGGUCAAGUAGACGCUCGAGACAAAGGCCGAGAGGAACCGGGCCAAGCUUAACAAAGGACGUAAGGAAGUCCUUUUCAAACCAGGCGAUUGGGUUUGGUUACAUAUGCGACCAGAGAGGUUCCCUGACGAGAGGAAGUCCAAGUUAGCACCUAGAGGAGAUGGGCCAUUCCUGAUCCUAGAGAAGAUCAAUGACAACACCUACAAGCUCGAGCUACCAGAACCUUCUCAAGAGGGAGGUGAUGUUGUGGUCAACCAAGCUGAGGUUCCCCAAGUCCGCAAGGGCCCUACGACCAGAUCAGGCUCACGGGUCUUAAGAGAUGGUUUCACCAAGAUUGUACAAGAGAUGAUAGAUCAAGGUCUCAAACAGUUGCUGAUCCAAGAGAUGUCCGGAUUAAAGAUUGAAGAUCCGACCAAGCCGAUAGAGGUCCAAGAUCAGUCCGGUUCGACUCAAUUCUCUUCCAUCGUCCAUAACCGAACCGGCCUAAUCAUCUCUACGUUUGAUCUCCUGGUAUAAGACUUAUCCGCCUAGUCCAGAUAAGGCAAGCAUGUAAGAAUUCAUUUAUGAUUUCUAACCGGUUUAUUGUUUUUGAUUUGUGGCUGGUUUUAUUUUAAUUUUGGUUUAAUAAACUCAUGGGCAAAUUGUCAGCCUUUCUUUAUUUAUUUGAGUCUACUAAUUCAAGGCCUUUGUUUAGCCUUUGCUUAGAGUCCAAGAGAGAGUCGGCCCCUUUAUGUUUAGGCCUUAUUGCUUUAGAGUCUAAGAAGAGUCCAUGUUGUUUUUGCUUCAAGUCCCCUUGAAGGGCAUAGCUGCGGGUAUUUAAUCCCCACCAUAAGCAGCUUUGUAUUUUUUUUAGUUCAUGAAAUAUAUGAGUCAGUUUGCCCC
This is a messenger RNA of Brassica napus (rape), 6354 nucleotides long. RefSeq lists its product as uncharacterized. The transcript is spliced from 2 exons. The record is from RefSeq and is a predicted model, not a curated record. Bases 2469 to 3515 code for a protein of 348 amino acids. Lineage: Eukaryota; Viridiplantae; Streptophyta; Magnoliopsida; Brassicales; Brassicaceae.